Molecule: messenger RNA, 8281 nt
Organism: Prinia subflava (tawny-flanked prinia)
Lineage: Eukaryota; Metazoa; Chordata; Aves; Passeriformes; Cisticolidae
Gene: SPG11
Product: SPG11 vesicle trafficking associated, spatacsin
Exons: 40
Coding region: 64-7239 (2391 amino acids)
Biological process (GO): axo-dendritic transport; synaptic vesicle transport; chemical synaptic transmission
Cellular component (GO): dendrite; cytoplasm; synapse
Source: RefSeq, a predicted model, not a curated record
CCCCGCCGAGCUGGCGGCGGCUCGGGGCGGGCGGCGCUGAGAACGGGGAGGAGGAGGAGGAGGAUGGCGGCGGCGGGGGCCCCGGCCGAGCUGCGAGUGCUGCUGGUGCCCCGCUCGGCGGAGCCGCGGGGAUGGGCGCGGGUGCGGCUGAGCAGAGCCCGGGACGCCCUGGGCACCGUGCUGCUCCCCGGCGGGAUCCGCCUGGAGGCGCUGGGGUCGGGCGGGCCCGGGCGGGCCCGGGGCAGCGUCCUGCCGGGAGCCUGGGCCGACUUCAUGUGGGACAGCACGGAAGAUGAUGGUUUGCAAUCAAACAAGAGAAGGCUCCUGGCUCUUGGUCAAAGCCAUGACCUGUUUGUCUACGAAUUCAGUGUAGAGGAUGGAAAACACAACCCCAAUUCCCUGCACAGCUGUAAGGAAGAGACACUCAAAAAACUCCUGGAAGCAAAAAGCAUUAGUCUGCCUUCAAUUUUCUCUGUGAAGAUUCUGUCUUUUGGAAACAACAAGUGCAAACUGCUGCUCAACCAGUUUAUCCUGAUGCACCUGAGCUUUCCUGCGGAGGACUCACCCCUGGAGUCCUGUGAGUGCUUCCCCCUGGCUCUGCCUCCAGAGGCUGCGGGGAGAGUUGCAGACUCCCAGUUCUGCAGGGGGAUCCUGUUCCUGUUGGACAGUGCUGGCUGCAUCUACAUAUUUGACUGCUGUGACGGUGCCACCCUCGGGAAGGUCAGUGUGGCCCUGGCAGCUGGGCAGGGGGAAGGCCCUGUGUCCCCCCUGGCUGGCCUGGCAGUGUCCCCUGACCUCAGCACGGCCGUGGUGACCAACAGCUGCCACCGUGCCCUGGCUGUGCAGCUCAACUCCUACUUCAGACGGUUCCCUGAACAUUUGUUCUGUAAGAGGGACCCUGAAAAUCUUCCAGUGAAGCCUCCAGAGGGUGUGGAUGAGGAUGACCUGGUCAGUUCUGAGCACAGCAUGGAGCUCCUGUCGUCGCCUUUCCGCACAGACAGGUCCUGGAAGGCACAUUUGUCCUCACUGUGGGACAGAGUAAGGAGAAGAAGAACGCCAGCUUCUCCAGACUUGGUGGAUGACUCAAAUUUGCCUUGGUAUCAGUUUUUUACCCAUCUUGAAGACCACGAUCCUGAAAUCUGUGAGGAUCCCGAGAGGAUGGUGGCCUUUGUUCCCCGGGCUGUGACGUGGGCGGCGUCGCGAGCGCUCCAAAGCCAGGGUGCAGCCCCUGGGGGUGCAGGACAGCAGUGGGCACAAAUCCCUGUGGGAGCAGCCCAGGAAGGGGCGAAGCUGGAGUGUAAAGUGGUGACUGCAGCUAAAGCUGUGUUCGUGGUGCUGGCACAGGACACGGGGCUGUCUCUGGUGCUCUGGGAUUUUGAGUCCCAGGACGUGACGUGUUCCCACUUUGGCAGAGGCAGUGUCUAUGUGGAGAGCAGUGCAGAGGUGCCGCUGUGUCUGCUGCUCACGGAGCGUGGCCUGUGCCUGGUCCUGUUUGGAUUAACUCAGGAGGAGUUUCUGAGCAGGCUGAUGAUGUUCGGCAGCGCCGGCGCCGUGGACUCCGUGUGUCGCCUCAAUGGGUGGGAGAGGUGCUCCAUCCCCAUCCACGCCCUCCAGGCAGGUUUGGAGAAUCGCCAACUGGACACAGUGGACUUGUUUUUGAAAAGCAAAGAAAGUGUUUUCAGUCUGUGUGCACCCUGCCCUGAGCACCCUGCGGGUGAGGCCUCCCAGUCCUACCUGAGAAAUUUGGAGGAGCUCAGGCCAGCCUUGAACUUGCUCUGCUCAGCAAUCCAAGACAAUGAUAUGGAGCCUCACAGCAAACCCUUCUCUGAGCAGCUCCUGAACCUCACCCUGACCUUCCUUACCAGGCAGCUGGAGGAAAUCUUUGUGCACACAGAGGAACCUGAUGAGUUCCUGCAGAAGGCUGCAGAUAUUUUAACUGAUUACAUCAUCAAACUGAGGAAAUUCCUGAGGAAAUACCCUCGGCCAGCGCUCCCUGCAGGGCCCACGGGAGCUGAGCUGGAUGAGGACCUGCCUGAGAUAGAGGAGAGCCAGGAGUGGGAAAAGCUGACACCAGAGGAAGUCGUUGCUGAGGCCAUCCUAAACAACAAAAUCCCAGAGGCCCAAAUCUUCUUCCGAAGGCAGCAGCAUCCUGCAGAGAGCCUGCAGGAGUUUAUCCAGACAGGGCUGAACGUGGUCUAUGCCUGCCUGCUGAGGGGCAGCGCCAGGGAGGCCUCAGGGCUGCUGAGGAACAUGGGCUUUGACGUGAAGCAGGAGCUGCACAAGAUCUGCUUCCACACAGAGGACAGACAUGUCAGAGAGCUGCUGGUGAAAGUCUUACAAGAAGAAAAUUAUUUUUCUGAAAAAGAGAAGAAAAUUAUAGACUUUGUGCAUCAGGUUGAAAGCUUCUACUCAGAAUCCUUCCAGGAAAAUGAAGAGACCCAGUCUCUUUGCAGUUCCAGUUUCAGCAGCUGCAGGAGGCAGCAGGAGCCGUGCAGGCAGCAGGAGCUGUGCAGGCAGCAGGCCCUGCUGGGCAGCCCCAGCAGCAGCAGGCUCAGGGUGAUGUUGAACUGGGCUCUCUGGUGGGAUGAGCUGCUGCAGGAGAUGAUUCUGCUCCCCAGGAAACCACGCCAAGAACUGAAGAGCUGCAGUGCUGAGGCUCUCUGGAUGCACCUGACAGCCCAGCAUGACUGGUUCAGCAUUUGUUCCUGGAUUGAGGAGUCAGAGCCCAGCCAGGCCCCGGGUGCUGCCUGGCCCCCCCUGAGCCCUGACAUCGUGGACAGGAGCACCCUGUGCAGUACCUACAUGAGACAGGACAUCCUGAACAAGCUGGCCAGAAAGGGAAUUUUUGUCUGUUCUGAGCUGGAAGAUUUUGAGCUCCUGCUUCAGAGGUUGUCGUGCCUUGGAGGAGUCCUGCAGAACCCUCACCCUGUUCCAAAAUACAGCACUGCCAGUGGCCUGGAUUUCCAUGCUCAGUUUGUCCUGCACUGCCUGGAGCACAGCCUGCAGUACCUGCUGUACACUUACCUGGACUACUACAGUUUAACCCCUUCAAACUGCCCUAUCCUGGACAAGAAGGAGCUGCACGAAGCUCACCCCUGGUUUGAGUUCCUGGUGCAGUGCCGAGGGGUUGCCAGCAAUCCCCGAGAUCCCAAGAUGAUUUUCCAGGCGAGUCUGGCCAACGCUCAGAUGCUGAUUCCCAGCAGCCAGGGGGGUGUGAGCAGCAUCCUGCUGGAGGGCAGGACCCUGCUGGCCCUGGCCACCACGGUGUAUGGGCCUGGGGGCAUCGACCAGGUCCUUCAGAACGAAGACACAGAGAAACCUCUGAAGAAAGUUGAUCCACAGCUCUUAAAAAUGGCCUUGACCCCUUACCCCAAGCUCAAGGCUGCUCUCUUUCCCUCCUGCACUGCUCAUGGAAUUUUGCCUCCUGACAUCUCUCUCUACCACCUUCUGCAGUCACUGAUGCCCUUUGACCCCACGAAGUUAUUUGGCUGGCAGUCAGCAAACACUCUCGCUGUGUCAGAUGCCUGGAGCGAGCUGCCCCACUUCUCCAGCGCCGAGCUGGUGAGCAGGCACGCCGUGCUGGAGAGGCUGGAUUUCCUCUUCUACCUGCUGCACGGCCGCCCCGCCUUCGCCUUCGGCACCUUCCUGGGGCAGCAGCUGGCCAGGAGCAAAACCCCCCGGCAGCUGAUGCGGCGGGCGGCGCGGGAUGCGCGGGCGCUGGCGCUGCGCUGCGCCGGUGCCCCCGCGGUGGCAGCAGCCUGCGUGUGCUUCCUGGAGCUGCUGGGGCAGGACAGCCUGGGGCUGCGCGUGCAGCUCGGCGCCGCGGCGAUGAUCCUGGGCAGCGAGGCCUUGCAGCAGCGCCCCGCCAGGGACUGCCUGGCUGAGAAGUUAACAAGGCUGGCUGAUGGUGACCAAGCAGCAGCAGCAGCAGUGCUGACCUCCUUGGAAGAGGCCUUCUGGGCUGCCAUCGAGCACCAGGGAGUAAAGAGGACAUCCAGUGACUCCAGAAGGCAGUGGUCCUUGGUCAUGCAGUUCUGCAAACUCCAUAACCUGGAGCUGAGCACGUCCUUCCUGCGGGAAUGUGCCAAAUCCAACGAGUGGCUGCAGUUCCUGAUCCAGAGCCAGCUCCACGGGCACCAGCCAGCCCAGGUGCUGCCCCUGCUGCAGGCUUUCCCUGCCGUGGUCCGGGAUCACCUGGCGCUGGCCCUGGGGCGGUUCCCGUGCGCUGAGCGCGGCAGGGCCGGCGCAGGGAGCCUGUUCCAGGUGCUGCUGCAGUGCCAGGAGCAGCGCAGCCCCUGCUGCUUCCUGCUGGCCGAGGGGCUGCGGGCACGGGCGCCCGUGCUGAGCGUGCUGGCAGCCUGCUGCCCGGGUGCAGACCCCAUCUCCUGCCUCUGUGUUUGGAUCAUCACCUCUGUGGAUGAGGCCACCAGGGCUGAGGCAGCCGCCCACGCCCGGGGCUGGGAGGAGAGUGCCCAGUGGGACCUGCAGGACCUGGCUGUCAUCUGGAGAGUCUUCUUGAGGAAGCAAAAGAGUAAAACGCUUCUGAAUGGCUUCCAGCUCUUUCUAAAGGAUUCCCCUUUGCUGCACAUCCUGGAGAUGUAUGAACUGUGCAUGAACUGUAAAAAGUACAACGAAGCUAAAACCAAACUGGACAAAUUUCAGGAAAGCCUCACAGAACUGGCAGCUGCAGGGGCAGCCCCCGAGGUGCCGCUGCCGUGGCUGGAGGCGCAGGCACUGUUCCUGCUGGAGCUGAUGCUGCAGCAGUGCCAGACCCAGUAUGAGCUGGGGAAGCUCCUGCAGCUCCUUGCUGCAGCAGAGAACCUGCUGCUGGAUGGCCCCCAUGUGAGGAGACUCUGUGCCCUCAGCGAGGCCCUGAGGGGCUCCUCCAUCUCCAUCAGCCGCUCCCUGCUGAGCCCCUGCAGCCUGCAGGCGUUCCAGGGGGAGUGCAGCUCCAUCCUGGGCCAGCUGCAGGAGCAGGGGAUGUUCAGCCUGGCUCGGGAGGUGGCGGCCCUGGCCGGGCUGCCCGUGGACAGCGUUGUCACACACGAGGUUCUGAGAGAUCUGCAUCACUUAAGAGACUCUGGACAGUGGCAUCAGCCCCAGACAAGAGCUGAGUUCUGGGCAAAGUGCAACGACACCUUCACCAAACAUUCCGUCUGCAGCCGAGCCGCAGCGGGCUUCUUCCUGCAGCAGGCCGACGACGUGUGGAGCUCCUCGGGGCAGGAGAAGACAACCAGCAUCAUGGAGAGACAGCUGCUGCUCACCCUGGCCGGGCACUGGCUGGCCAAGGAGCCCGAGGUGGCCGUGCAGGAGCUGGAGGAGGUGGAGAAGCAGAUCUGGCAGUGCCGCGUGGCCCAGCGAGCGCUGCCGCCCGAGGGCGCGGGGCAGGGCCCCGCUGGGCUGGGCAGGGCCCUGUCCUUCGGCAGCCUGGCCCAGCAGUUCUCCUUUGCCAGGCUGCCAGCCCUGAACACGGCCCGGCACUGCGGGCUGCAGGCCCCGGCCGCCGCCGAGCCGCGGGCGCCGCUGGGCCGCGCCGAGCGGGAGGCGCUGGCCGCGCUCCUGGGGGCCCUGCUGGACGAGGGCAGCGUGCUGGAGGCCACCCGCGUGUGCCACUACUUCCAGCUGUGGCACAGGGACGUGUCCCUGGUGCUGCACUGCAGAGCCCUGGCCUCGGGGGAGGCUGGCCUGGAGCAGCUGCAGCCCGAGGUGCGGGCCCUGCUGGCGGCCAGGGCGGGCGGCGAGGGCGGCGCGGCCAGCGGAGCCCCCAGCACAUCCAGCCUGGAGGACUGGACCCCUCUGGGGGCCCCGUGUGAGGAGGAUCCCGUGGUGGCAGCACUGAAGGCUCUGGCAGAGGAGUGUGUCCAUGGCAGGGGCUACUGCAGGCAGGUCCUGUGCCUCUACGAGCUCUCCAAGGACCUGGGCUGCUCCUUUGCGGAGGUGUCAGCGCGGGAGCCGCGGGAGGUGCUGGGGGCCGUCCUGGCGCGGCGCGGGCCCGAGCGCGGCCGCAGGGCCCAGGCCUUCAUCGCCUGCCACGGGCUGGGCCCCGACACCGUGGCCCCGCUGCUGGCACAGCAGAUCACCCACGAGCUGCUGGCUUUGGCACAGGGAACAGGGCAGAAGCAGGCCUGGAACCCUGCAGUGGAGAGCCAGGCCCUGCUGCAGCUUGCCAAGCUGUGCCAGGAUCACACCCUGGUGGGGAUGAAGUUACUGGAUAAAAUCUCCUCUGUGCCCUGUGGGGAGCUGUCGUGCAUCACAGAGCUGCUGAUCCUGGCCCACAGCUGCUUCAGCCUGACGUGCCACAUGGAGGGGAUCACGCGGGUGCUGCAGGCGGCCAGGCUGCUCACCGAGGAGCACCUGGCCCCCAGGGAGGAGUACGGGCUGCUGGUGCGCCUGCUGACGGGCAUUGGCAGGUACAAGGAGAUGACCUACAUCUUCGAGCUGCUGCACCACAAGCACUACUUCGAGGUGCUCAUGAGGAAGAACCUGGACCAGAGCGGGACGCUGAAGGCGGCACUGCUGGACUACACCAAGCGCUGCCGGCCCGGCGACAGCGAGAAGCACAACAUGAUCGUGCUGUGCUUCAGCAUGUGCAGGGAGAUUGGCCAGAACCACGAGGCUGCCGCCUGCACCCAGCUCAAACUCAUCGAGAGCCGGCCCUGGGAGGAGUCUCUUCAGGAUGUUGCAAAUUUAAAGAAGCUGCUGCUGAAAGCUGUGACUCUCUUCAUUGAUGCAGCAGAAAGUUACUCCAAGGACUCGUGUGUGCGGCAGGCGCUGCGCUGCCGCCGCCUGACGCGGCUCCUCACGCUGCAGCUGCACUUCCUGGGCUCGGGCCAGAGCACCAGGGUCAUCAACCUGGGCAGGCAGGAGCUGCCGGGGGCCAUCCUGGCCUUGCCCAGGUUCUACCAGGCAGCCAUCGUGGCCGAGGCCUACGAGUUCGUGCCGGACUGGGCCGAGGUGCUGUUCCAGCAGGUGAUCGCCAGGGGCGACUUCGUGUACCUGGACGAGUUCAGGCAGCAGCGGCCGCUGCGGCCCGGCCUCUUCGAGGAGGUGGCCAAGAGGGUCAAACAACAGCCCCCUGCAGAGGCUGCCCUGAGGAACCUGAGGCGGUUCCUCACCCACUGCGAGGACAUCUCCACCUGCUACAGGCUGGCCUACGAGCACAAGCUGUACGACGUGGUGAACUCCCUGCUCAGGGACCCCCAGAGCGCCUGCUGCCUCCACGACCUCCUGUCCCACUGAGCUGAGCCCAGCCCGGGGCAGCCCCAGGGCUGUUAACACAGGCUUUAUCAGUGUCCUGCUCACAGGGCGCUGCUGCUCCGCAGAAAUUACUCCAGAAAACUGCACAGGGUUGUAAGUACUUAAAAUGCUGAGACUGUGUAAAUCCUAAAAUUCUGUGUUGUAUAAUAAAUCUGUAAAUCUUAUGGUUUAUAAAUUACCUGAGUCACCAGCAAACAUUGACUGGCCCAGGUGAAGCAGAGAUCCAGCAGCUCUUUAAAUCAGGGGCAGGGAGCACCCAGGAAUUGUGUCCAAAGAGGCUGAAACGGGUGUGCAGAGAGGCCAGGCCAAGGGGGUGGAAUGGGCAGGAUCACUGAAGGUUUCAGGUACCCAGUAGAAUAAUGUGUCCUUUGAGUCCAGUCUGAUUUCUAAAGUCUUGUACAGCUUUGAACAGCACAUUCCUAAUCCUGUGUCUUGGAGUAAAAGAGAUAACCAAGUGCAAAUGUAUUUUUACAGUUAUUAAAUACAAAUUCCUUUCCAGGCCCAGCACAGCUCGCUUUGCAACUCUCCCUCUUCAGGUAUUUUUCCUGCCAGGCCCCAAAAGAACUGCUCCAAGGCCAGCCUGGUGAAGUCCUCAAUAGUGAUUUUUAUUAAAUUAGUUGCUUUAUAAAACAUUGCAGAUGUUGUAAUUGUUAACAUAACAAUUUGCCCAACUGUAGGAACUGCUGCAGUUUGCUAAGCAAGUUUGGUUUUUAAUGAAAGAAAACGGCUGAGUUGUGAGACACCCACCACAACCCAGGAGAGCCCCAAGGAAGUCGUGUGGUUUGGUUUUUUCUUUUACACUUAACCCCUUAAUUAACUGUUAAAGAACACCCAACCCAGACAGCUGCAUUAGUAGAAAUUUAAAUGAAUGGGACUAAACGUCAUCCUCGAGACACAAGUGGGUUUUGCCUUGCUGUGCCCCAGCAGGUGCUGUUCAGGGGCAGGCUCUGGAGCAGUGGCUGUCCCAGGGAUACGCUCCCAGGUGCAGUAUUCCACACUGAGGUUAGCAGUUCCCUUCCCAAAA